Acanthaster planci (crown-of-thorns starfish) is the source of this 4053-nucleotide messenger RNA. It is a transcript of the gene rnf41, whose product is annotated as ring finger protein 41. The record is from RefSeq and is a predicted model, not a curated record. Gene Ontology annotation, biological process: regulation of canonical NF-kappaB signal transduction; protein ubiquitination. Gene Ontology annotation, molecular function: metal ion binding; ubiquitin protein ligase activity. Gene Ontology annotation, cellular component: plasma membrane signaling receptor complex. NCBI's taxonomy places the organism in Eukaryota, Metazoa, Echinodermata, Asteroidea, Valvatida, Acanthasteridae.
CCCAACUAUAGUUGGGACUGAUGCUAUAGUUGGGGCGUAACAGAUAUAACCUACGUUGCGGCGUUGGGCAGUCGAUAUACAUAUGUACAUGUACAGGACGUGUACAUGUACAUGUAUAUGUACGUUACGCGUACCGUAUGUCAUCUUUAACUUUUAAGCUUAAGAUUUCAUGGAAUUCGACCUUGAACUUCUUCCGGCAAACAGGUGAACAGCUAUGACAAGAGGUCCCUAUUUGUUUGGUACUGUGUGCAUUUAGUGGAUCUUCUUGCUGGGCAAAUGGUCAAGAAAAAUGGGAUUUGAAGUGGGACGUUUCCGCGGUGAUGUGGAUGAAGAGCUUAUCUGCCCAAUUUGUAGUGCAGUCUUAGAAGAUCCCGUGCAGGCACCAGAAUGUGAGCAUGCCUUUUGUUCUGUAUGUAUCCAUGAAUGGUUGAGCAGACAACGCACAUGCCCAGUGGAUCGCAAUCCCAUUUCUUCCCAGCAGUUGAAGCCAGUGCCCCGAAUAUUACGCAAUUUACUGUCUCGCUUGUACAUUGCAUGUGAUAAUGCCAGCUUUGGGUGUUCGGCCGUCAUCAAGCUUGAUUCCCUUCAGCAACAUCUAGAGGAGUGUGAACACAAUCCCAAGCGACCAGUCCAGUGUGAGCAAGGCUGUGGUAUGGUCAUUCCCAAAGAUGAGCUCAAAACACACAACUGUGUCCGUGAACUAAGGGCUGUUGUCGAGGAACAAGCAUCAAAGAUAGGAGAUUAUCGGGCUGAAGUUGAGGAUGUCAAACGCUCCCUGGCAGAACAUCGCCAUGAAAUGCAAAUGCUCAAGGAUUACAUACGAGCAAUCAGAGUCUCAACACCAAAUGCUAAUCCAUCAGUUCAGGCAAUUGAAGAUGAAUUGGAAAACAAUGAGAUAGUGCGGUGGGUCAACACAGUUCCCUUAGCAAAGGUCACUCGUUGGGGAGGCAUGAUCUCAACCCCAGAUGCUGUACUACAAGCUGUUAUCAAGCGAUCUCUCCAGGAAAUCGGCUGCCCACCCCACCUUGCCACUGAGUUAAUGGAGAACGCUCAUGAACGCAAUUGGCCACAUGGCCUGUCGACUCUGGAGACACGACAAAUGAAUAGACACCUGUAUGAGCGUUAUGUUACCAGGCGUAUACCAGGCAAGCAGGCAGUACUUGUCAUGGCAUGUGACAAUGUACACAUGGGGGAAGAAAUGUCGCUUGAACCAGGAUUAGUCAUGAUAUUUGCACAUGGCAUUGAGUAAUCUUGAACUGUUGAACGUACUGUCAGAAAUUUGUCCUGUUAUUAACAGUUGUAUUUAAUGUACAAAACAUAACCUCUUUUAGUUGGCCAGAUUUUUUGCAGUAAUAUGCUUGUCAUGUUUUGUUUGUAUGUUAAUACUAACAGGCCACAUAAAUUUAACUGUAACAUUUGUUGCUUGUACUUUUUGUCAAGGUCUACAUGUACAUGUACAGCAGCCAAUUUCAUCAAACAUGGUAUAACUUCACACCAUGCGUAAGCCUUGUGCCACAAAUUUGUGUUGUACACAUGUUCAUGUAGCUGUGCAGAAUACUUUCUGUUAAUUUACAAAAAGUUGCUUAUUAGCUGCACAUUUUGAUUAUUUCAUGGGUGAAUAUGAUUAUCACUUUUAUGACGGCUGUUCCUUAGCAGUGUUAGAGCACUUACCAAACAGUCCUUGAAUUACCCCAGCCUGGCGUUUGAAAAAAGUUCUGUCUUUUCUCUGAAAAAUCCCAGAGUUCUCUCACAGCCAAACAAGUUUGUCAUUUCCUCAAAGAAACAAAGUAAUUUUUCCUGUUAAUUUUAAGUUGAAAAUAAUGAUCCUUAACUAAACAUGAUUAAAUGUAGUUAGUUACCAGUACAAUGUACUUUCAUCAUCUUUACUUAGUGUUACACAACUUACUCUGUAGAAUGAUUGCAUAAGUUAUGCCAUAAAUGUGUUAUACAAGUUACUGACUUACUGCAUUAAUUUCCUGAAAUGUGUCAUAUUUUGUUGUACAAUUACACAUGUGACGUACAGAAAACGUGUGUAAGUGAAGUGACCCCAUCAUUUAACAUUUCCUGACAUUGGCUGCAGAGGUCUCAUACAUUUUACAUGUAGCCUUUCACAAAUACUACCCUGCUCAUCAGGCCAUGAUGAGAUCAACUUCUGAGUACACGUUUUGUGCACGUACACUUACACUGUACAUGUACACCCCAUACCGUGUACACUGUACACAUGCAUCCAAAAGUUAUGGUAUAACCCAUUCUUUGGUUUAGCACUCUAACAGACUGGUAAUUGUAAACUUCUUUACAUUGUAUGUUGUGGUGAUUUGAAUGUGAUAAAACAUACCUGUACCUGUGUACAGGUUCCUCGUGAAGUGCCCAUUUUACAGGUAAAGUGGUCCCCUCCUUGAGUCCAUUCCACUACAUGUAGGCCAUAGACCUGCUGCAUGUACAUGUAUGAGAUUGACCAGUGUGUAGUUGUACAUUGUGUAGACUGUGAAAAAGCCCAAAUAUGUUGACCCUGGUAGAGUCGUUCACAAAUUUGUUAAUAUCUUCAGUAUGUGAGUUUAUAAAAUGUAAGUCUUAUUCUGUACAUAAGUUUAUAAAAUGUAAGUCUUAUUCUGUACAUAACUGUGUUGGUCAGUCUCAUGACUUAGGGGGUCAGUCUCACAGAUUUUCUUGAAAUUUUCUGAUUUUUUUUUUCCACAAAACUCCAAAACCUAAUUUUUAGUGUUUUUGAUCAUGCGGUUUGUGAGAUACCCGAACAGGUCAUUGAAUUUUUGUACCGUAUAUUGGAAGCACAGUGAGUGCACUUUGGGCUUUCUUUUGGCAAAAUUUCAAAAAAAAUAAUUUUGCACCCUGCAAGGGAUCAGAGGUCAAUGUUCUGUUUGCCUGACCUCAUUCCUGUAUUCCACAUGACAUCAUUAUGGUCUUUUAACACACUGCAAAAUUCCUUUGUGUUAAAAUUUGAUGCUACAUGUAUACAGAAUUGCACUGAAGUUUCAACAUGGCUGACUGUACAGUAUGUUGGAAUUUUAGCUGUCGCUGUGUGAUUUGCAAACACAAGGGUUUCUCAGAGCUUUAAUUUAAGAUGUAAUUCAUGUCUACAUACAUGUACGUGUACGUACAUGCAUCUGUCACUUCUCUUGGGAGAUACAGGUGUUCAAAGUCAUAGAAUUCAUACAGAUCAAAAGGUCAAAAUUCAACAACUUUCCAAACCACAUGACUUAAAGAACUACAAUCUUGGUUUUAGAAGUUUCUCUUCAGACUAAACAAUUGUAGCAAAUUUCCAAAAAAUCUUUGAGAUUGACCCAGAAAGUGUUGGAUUUUACAUUGAAUGACCCAUAAAAUGUAUACAGAACUUCUGUGCACAUACAUGUAUGUGGAAGUGUCCAGAUGAAUGUUAAUGAAACCAUUGAUUACAUUGCAAGUGCUAAGUCUGUUGCACAAGUCUGUUACCCAAAUGUAUGUGAUAUUAACAGCAGCUAUGCAAUGUGUUACUUGUACAUGUUCAUGUAAAUGUUUGUAUGUACAUGUAUACAUGUAUGUGAAAUGAAAUUGAUGUGGCCACUUUGACCAAAGAAGAAUAUCUACUAUAGCAUUUACAUUAGUUGCUUUUCUAUGCAUAGAGCAUAACUGAAUAAGGGUGGCAAUUUGAGUGGAUGUACAUGUACAUGUAGUUAAUGGCUUAGAAAAAUCACCAUUUGAAGGCUUGUCUCAUUUGACUUGAAUUGAUCUGCAGUGAAAAACCUAGUGCAAAGUAAAUUGCCAAUUUUUGUGAGGAAAUGCAUAGAGUUGAUUUGAAAGCCAGUCAAUAAGUUGUCACAGUUUGACUCAGUUAACAGCUUAAUCAAAAGGUUUGAUGAUCUUAAGGUAAAUUUGUACAAAUGCUCAGUAUCUAAGUAUUUGUAAUUCAAACCAUUGCCUCUUUGUUGAAUUAAUGAAUUUUAUUUCAUUUUCAGACAAAUGAACCCUUAACUAGGAAUGUGUGCAUUUGGACUACAUGUACAUGUAUCAAACUUGUAUAUUAAUAAACCUUCAGGUUAUGAAGCUGUUGCACUUAAA